Molecule: messenger RNA, 1800 nt
Organism: Helianthus annuus (common sunflower)
Lineage: Eukaryota; Viridiplantae; Streptophyta; Magnoliopsida; Asterales; Asteraceae
Product: zeatin O-xylosyltransferase-like
Exons: 1
Coding region: 406-1800 (464 amino acids)
Molecular function (GO): UDP-glycosyltransferase activity
Source: RefSeq, a predicted model, not a curated record
CAUCUCAGUUGACUAUUAUAAAUACCCCUUCAAAGUACAAAUCCAAGUACGAUUUCUCUGAACCUUCGUCCCUAUUUUCUCUCUCUACUUUCUCUCUCUACCAAUACUUAUCCUCACGCCGGAGGGUGGUCGCAGAGUGGCCCUCCCAUCUCUGCGGCGAGCCUAACGGUUUUCUCCUUUGCAGGAAACUCUGUCAACCUUCAACAAGACCCAGAUCUUCAUUUACAGGCUUCGGCCUGAACUUGAUUUCCUGGUUCUUCACACAAAAACAAAUUUGUUUCAUAUUAUUUCAAUUAUAAAACAAUAACAUCUAGCUGGAUCUCAAUUCUCACACGUCACCAGUCACAACCAUCAUAUAAUCAAACCCCCUCUCAACCUUAAUCACAUUAACAAACAUAUUACAACAUGUCCGGCAACGAGCCAACUUUUCCGGCAACCAAAGUGGUGGUAGUAAUGGUCCCAUUUGUAGCUCAAGGCCACCUCACCCAGCUCUACCACCUCUCCCACCUCAUCUCCACCUACAACCUCCCCAUCCACUUCAUCACCACCACCGACUGCCUCCAUCAACUCCACUCUCGCCACCAUAUCUCCGCCGUCGAAAACAUCCACUUCCAUGAAUUCACAACCCCACCCUUCACCUCCCCACCACCACACCCAUCCACCCCCUUCCCCACCCACCUCCAACCCUUAUUCAACUCCACCCUCCACCUCCGCCACCCUACAGCCACCCUCAUACGUCAUCUCUCACAACAUGUUCAAAAAGUCGUUGUGAUUCAUGACGUUCUCAUGUCUUACGUUGUUCAGGACGUCAAACUAAUACCAAACGCUGAAACAUAUGUGUUUCAACCGCCCCCGGCUUUCUAUAGAGCCUCCGGUCACUGGGAGAGAACCGGUGGAAGUCGAACGUUUCCGGUUGAACCGGAUUUGAUGAAGAAGCUUCCUUCUAGAGAUGGGAUUUCUAGCCCCGAGUUUUUGGAGUUUUUGAAACUUCAACAAUCCCAUAUGGAUUUUUACGUUGGAGAGUUGUAUGAUUCAUCAAGAGUGAUUGAAGGUGUGUUUUUUGAAUAUUUGGAGAAAGAACAGAUCAUUGGGGAUAAGAAGAUAUGGGCUGUCGGGCCGGUUAACCCGGUUUGUAUAGCGUCUAAUGCGACGGAUUUAAUAAACCGUCAUGAAUGCUUGCAAUGGCUGGACAAGCAGCCUGCAAAUUCGGUUAUUUAUGUGUCUUUCGGGACGACGACAACCUUUAGCGACGAACAAAUAAGGGAGCUAGCUCUCGGGUUAGAGAGAAGUGGACAGCGGUUUGUUUGGGUGGUUCGAGUGGCGGACACGGGGGAUUCGGUUGGGUUCGAGGAGAGGAAGGUUGAGUUGCCGGAUGGGUUUGAAGAGAGGGUAAGGGGGCGUGGGUUUAUCGAGCGGUCGUGGGCCCCGCAGUUGGAGAUUUUGGGACAUUGUGCGACGGGUGGGUUUAUGAGUCACUGUGGGUGGAAUUCUUGCAUGGAGAGUAUGUCGAUGGGAGUGCCGAUAGCUGCGUGGCCAAUGCACUCGGAUCAGCCGAGAAAUGCGUUUUUGAUAACGGAUAUUCUUGGGAUCGGCGUACUGGUGAAGAAUUGGGAACGUAGAAACGAGUUGGUGAAGGCUAAUGUGGUGGCAGAUGCUGUUAAGACGCUAAUGGGUUCUGAGGAAGGGGGGGAGAUGCGGAGGAGAGCAGUGAAAUUGGGUGGCGAGGUCAAGGAAUCAGUGGCGGAAGGUGGUGCAAGUCGCAAGGAAAUGGAUUCUUUCAUUUCUUAUAUCGGUUUGUAG